AUGACAGCCGCUCUCGUGCUCGAGAACGCUCAAUGGAGCCCACCCGGCCCCGACGGACGCAUGAUGGUCGGCUGGCUCGACGUGGCGACGUCGCAGACCCGAUGCGCCCUCUUCGAGCCCACAUCGGCGUCGCCCGCCGAGGUGGAGCCCAUAAUCGUCAAGGCCCAGCAGAGGCUCCCGUGUCUGGGCGGCCCAUCCCGGCCCGAGGAGGCACAAACCUUCCGUCUCGCCGGCAUCUCGCGCCUGGGAUCGGAAAUCGGCCUGCUGUAUAACUGCACCCAGCAACCCGUCACACUACGCGAUUACAUCACCACUCGGCCCAAGCCCGACAGAAGAGACAGGCUACGACUCGCCCUGGCCGUCGCCACCAAGGUGCGCUCGCUCGAGGUCCACUUUGACUUGAGGCAUCCGGACCUCAGGGCCGAGAGCUUUGUGUUUAUCCGGGACGUCUUUAGGCCGGCGGCCACGAACGGCGGCGACAACGGCAACAACAGGGCCACCAUCAACGGCAACGACGGCAGGGACGUAGACCUCAGCCGGCCCUUCAUCCUAGAUUGGUCCCGCCGCCCUACGCAGCAAAGCAUAUACCAGCACCCGCGGUUCCGACCGCCCGGCGAGCGCCCGAACCGCGAGUGGACCUACCAGGUCUUUGCGCUGCUCAUGAUCCUGAGCGAGAUCGCGGCUUGGGACUCACUUGCCACGCGCUUUUCCAGCUCCACGACCCCCGCGGCGCUGCAGGCGGCCAAGGAGGAGCGCUUCCACCUGCUGAAAACGGGCGCGUGGCAAGUGUUUCCCUGGGCCUGCACUCAGCUCGAGCAAAACAUGGAAAAGCUGGAGCAGUACGACAGGUGGCACGUCAAGAGGUUUUACGACAUGUUGUGCGACAAGCUGCAGACGCAGGUCGCCGACGCCGGGCUGGGAGAGAGCAUCAUGACCAUGGCAUGA
Pyricularia pennisetigena is the source of this 945-nucleotide messenger RNA. RefSeq lists its product as uncharacterized. Bases 1 to 945 code for a protein of 314 amino acids. Lineage: Eukaryota; Fungi; Ascomycota; Sordariomycetes; Magnaporthales; Pyriculariaceae. The record is from RefSeq and is a predicted model, not a curated record. The transcript has a single exon.